Nerophis lumbriciformis (worm pipefish) is the source of this 378-nucleotide messenger RNA. The record is from RefSeq and is a predicted model, not a curated record. NCBI's taxonomy places the organism in Eukaryota, Metazoa, Chordata, Actinopteri, Syngnathiformes, Syngnathidae.
AUGAGGCUCAAUCUUCAGUCAGUGUGCAGGCUCAUCGUUCUGGUUGCUUGCUGCGUGCUGAACACAGACAGCACAUUUGUUCCGGGAAGAUGUUUGUGUCCUGAGACACAAGCGGGCGUACGAGGCAAACUGCAAGACAUCAGCGUGUACCACAAGAACCCCAACUGCGACAAAGUCACCGUUAUAGUGACACUGAAGAGCAACAAUGAUCCUGUGUGCCUGAGUCCUGAUGCUCCCAUGGGUAAACAGCUGAUUCGAUGCUGGAAUAGAGCAAAAUCCCUUGGGCGCAACGUGAAGCUGUGUUUGAGGAGAAGGAGGCGGCGAGGUCAGCGCCAACGUUCUCGGCAUCGCGGGAGAGCCUCAAAUAAACGCCAAUAA